GUCCGUUUUGGCACUUCCUCCGAGGCCGCACACCCUGCUGCUCCGUUGGGCCGGCCCAUGAUGCAUUUUCUUGUUUUUUUAGAACUGCUGAACCUCCGCCACCCCCUCCCGUCGGCGCCGCUCAACCUUCCACCCCCUCCCUCCCGUCACAGCACGCCGCCACCCGCAUCAGGCGAUAGCAUACUGUAUCAGUAAGUAUCAGUAGCGCUCCUCUCGGCAGAGCAAGGUACAGGCGCGCUCCUCUCUCACUGGUUAGGUAUGAUAUCUAUUUCCUCAUGUGCCCCAUCCCUCGCCGCGGCCUCCUCUCUCACCGACGGCGAAUCCAAUCUCGUAGCAUACUGUAUCAGUAAGUAUCAGUAACAGGCGCUCCUCUCCUCUGCAGAGAAAGGCACAGGCGCGCUCCUCUCCUCUGCGAUCCUCUCUCACCGGUCAGUAGUACUUUUCUGAGUAAAGAUGUCAAGGCGAUGUAGACACCGAUGCUGUCCAGAUAAGAUUGCUGAUCUUCAGUUGACACCAAAUCAAAAAACAUUUUUGACUGAUAUUGGAUUUGGAUGUUUCAAUGAUAUUUUGUCUUGUAAACUUUGUGCUGAGUUGACAACGUGGCUGGUCAGACAAGUGAAUUGUGCUUCAAAAACUUUGGUGCUUGGUAAUAAGGCCAUCCCCAUCGAGCCAUUGGUUCCAAAGCUUCUUGGGAUUCCCAAAGGAACUAUGGAAGUUCAAAAAAGUUCUUGGAAGUGCAGCAAAGCAUUGAAACAACGUUACACUGAACAUGGUAGAGGGCAACAUGUUUCAAGUAUUGAAAAAGCGUUGAAGGGGCUAACGGAGGAAGAUAACAAAGCUGACUUCUGUAUUUCAUUCAUGCUUUUUGCAUUAGCUUACUACUUAUCUCCAAACACGACCCUUCAAGUCAAUCGUGACUUUUUGGAUUCUCUUGAAGAUGUGGACAAAAUCAAGGAAUUCAAUUGGUGCGCUUUUGUUGUCCAAUAUUUGAUUUCUAGAAUCGAGAAUUUCACAAACUUAAAGUCGGAAUAUGUGUAUGGGUGUGUGCAUAUCCUGCAUCUCAUCUAUUUUGAUUUUCUACACAAGUCCGAGAUAUGUCAGACACCACGGAUACAAUAUGUUCGGGGCGAGGAUCUCCACGAUCUUCAGCCACUUGAUUUAUCUUCGAAGGUCUUGAAUUUUUCGGAAACUUUAUAUGCCGAAGAAUUAUCUGGGUAUGCUGAAGAGGUGGCCAAUGUUGUGUAUGCUGAAGAGGUGACCAAUGCUGAUGGAACCUCAAAUGCUUGGAAGAUUUUUGAAGAUUUUGCUAAGGAGUCUAACUCUACUCUUAGUCAAUUGGUCGAUCAGCAAAUGUUGGUCACUAAGCAGAUGUCUGAUGCUCUAAAGGCCAGCGAAGAUUGGUCAUGCAAGUUAAAAGAUUUCAGUGUCACCUUUAAUGCAAAGCUACACAGUAUUGCACAAGUGCUAAAAAAUGGAACAAACAAGACCCUAGACAAAUCAGAUAUGGGUGAUGACUCCAGAGUGGAUAAGCAACAAGUCACCCCCACCUGAUUCUCUUACAGAUAUGGGUGAUAGAGUGAAUGGUCCUCUUGAAGGUGAUCAUGAAGGUCAGAGAGCUUGCUAGUUUUUAUGUUAGUUUAUUAAUUUCGUAAUCUGCUUGAGAUCCUCUUCAGUGACCUUUGGCCCAGUACUAGUGGCUUAGAUUCUGUGUGUAGGGUUGUUGGUCUUGUGGUCUGGUGGUCCUGUUUGUUUUUAUUUUGUUUUUGUUUUGGCCCAAGUCUGUAUCUAGACCCUCUUUUUCCUUCUUAAUGAAAUGACUCGCAGAUCUCCUGCGUGGUUCGAGAUA
Molecule: messenger RNA, 1846 nt
Organism: Panicum virgatum (switchgrass)
Lineage: Eukaryota; Viridiplantae; Streptophyta; Magnoliopsida; Poales; Poaceae
Exons: 5
Coding region: 454-1551 (365 amino acids)
Source: RefSeq, a predicted model, not a curated record